Colletotrichum graminicola M1.001 is the source of this 2025-nucleotide messenger RNA. RefSeq names its product FAD binding domain-containing protein. Gene Ontology annotation, molecular function: FAD binding. The transcript has 4 exons. Lineage: Eukaryota; Fungi; Ascomycota; Sordariomycetes; Glomerellales; Glomerellaceae. The coding region runs from base 1 to 2025 and encodes 674 amino acids. The record is from RefSeq and is a predicted model, not a curated record.
AUGGCACCCGGUGUACUGAAUUCGGACGGUUCAAUGCAGGACCAGCACGGUCAAGUCGGCCAGACUGCCCCGGCCGGCAGCGCUGCUGGGCGUUUAAACGCCUUCGACGCCACAUUAGACACUCUCACCCACCUACGUAGUCUGCCCGAGCCUCCUACGGAGGCCCAGGUGUGCGUCGUUGGUGCUGGUCCCGCCGGUCUCAUGCUGGCUGCCAAUCUCAGUCGAUUUGGCAUCAAGGUUGAGGUCAUUGACGAUAGGGCCGACCAGACGCCUGUUGGAAGAGCAGAUGGGCUGCAACCCAAGACUAUCGAGACCUUCCGUCAGAUGCGCCUGGCAGACCCUUUGCUGCUCCGAGGCGUUCGCGUAUACGACAUUUCCUUCUGGCGGAGUACCGCCGACGAGCCGCUCCACAGACUGGGCCGUGAGGUCCACUACCCUCCCGUCAUCGAUGUCCUAGAUCCGUACAUUCUGCUCGUGCACCAGGGCAUGGUUGAAGGCAUCUUCAUUGACGACCUGAAGAAGCGCGGGGUUGAGGUGCGCAGGAAUACGGCGUUCGAGUCCUACAGUGUCCCGGAAAACAAGGCCGGGCCUCUCCAGGUCAAUUGUCGCACAAACGUCACCCAAGACCGACGGACGAUCCUCACACAGUAUCUGGUUGGAUGCGAUGGUGCCCACUCCAAGGUGCGGAAGAGCAUUCCAGAUGCGCGGGCCAUUGGCCUGUCGCAACCCGCAAUCUGGGGCGUUCUCGACGGCGAGCUCAUCACCGAUUUCCCGGACAUUUGGUCCAAGACACUAGUCUACUCUCAGGAGCACGGAUCCAUCCUCAUCAUCCCCAGAGAAAGGAACAUGACACGCUUCUACAUUGAACUCAAGGCAAACCCCAAGGCAGACAAGCGAGACCUUGGCCAGGAGUUUGUCAUGGCUCGCGCGAAGAAGAUCAUGGCACCUUUCGAGGUUGACUGGAAGUACAUCGAGUGGUUUGGUCGUUACCAGAUUGGUCAGAGAGUGGCCAGCCGAUUCGUCGACCCUCAUUUGAGGGCCUUCCUUGCGGGUGACGCCAGCCAUACACACUCCCCGAAGUCGGCUCAAGGCAUGAACACCUCGAUGCACGACUCGUGGAACCUUGCCUGGAAGCUGAACCUGUCCAUUCGAGGGCUCGCGAAGCAAGCCCUGCUCGAGAGUUACGAGGAGGAGCGAAGAAAGAUCGCCAUCGAUCUGGUCAACUUUGACUACGAGCACGCGAACCAGAUUGCUGGCGGUGACGCAGUAGCUCUAUCUGAGAACUUCAGGACGAACGUUCGUUUCAUUUCUGGUAUUGGUGCCGAGUACUCCGAGAGCCCGAUAAACAGGGCCGCCCCUCAAGGCCUCAUCAUGGGAGAUGCCAGGCCUGGUUGCCUGCUUCCUCCUGCCAAGGUCACUAGAUACAUCGACUCGAACCCCGUAGACAUCCAGAUCGACAUUCCGAUGCUCGGGCAAUUCCGCAUCUACCUCCUCAUGUGGGACAUCCAGGCGUCGAGCCCCUUCCUGGAGACCUUCUGCCAGUCCCUUGCCUCGGCCAACUCUUUUAUCAGCAAGUUGUCUGCUUCCGCAAGCGCUUCCUAUGCUGCGCAGCCUAGACUGCCGUGCCCGGAGGACAUCUACUACCGGCCCGAAAGAUACACCGCCGUCAGCCAUCUCUUCACUUUUGCCUUGAUCACUACGAUGCCCAAAAGCGAUGUGGAGAUCUCGGACCUUCCGGCUCUGCUGCAGGACAGCCGUUGGACCUUCUACCUGGACGACAUUCCAGAACAGGAUACACGCGGCCAGCUUUGCACCAAUAAGUGGCUUGGCAGCCUCGGACCCGGUGAGCUUGCCAUAGUCAACGUACGUCCGGACGGCUACGUAGGCUCCGUCGGUCGAUGGGACUCGAGCAUGGACGACGCCGGUGAGGAGGCUGCCCGGUGGUUGGACGACUACUACAGCGGCUUCCUUCAGUUGCCUAACGGCUCAUCACCUAGUCCUACUCCGACCCCCAUGGCAGUCUAG